AUGGCAAGUAAUGAAAUUGAAAUUGAUGGAGUUUGUGAAUCUUAUCCAUUAAUUGAAAAUCAUGGAGUUAUUGGAAAUAUGUUAACAAGUGCAUUGAUAUCAAUUCAUGCUGAUAUUAAUUUUAUGUGUUGGCCGCAUUUUGAUUCACCAGCUAUGUUUUGCUCAUUGUUAGAUUGUGAAAAGGGUGGACAUUGGCGUAUUGCACCAGAAACAUUGAGAUCGAAGUGUAAACAAACCAAAACCAAGCAAAGCUAUUGGCCAGAUACAAAUGUACUUCAGAGUAGAUUUCAUUUAGUUGAAUCGGUAGCAUCAGUGAUUGAUUAUAUGCCAGUUGUAGAUGGAAAAGGCUCGAAAUGGUUAGUUAGAAAAGUUAAAGGAAUCAGAGGCAAAUUAGAUAUGAAAAUGAUAUUCAAACCAACAUUCAAUUUCGCAUUAGAUAAACAUAAAAUGGAGAAAACAGAAUUUGGUUACAAUAUUCAAUCUGAGCCUACAAAGAUCAAUUUAGAUUUAAUAUCAAAGAUUCCAAUGACACUUAUCAAUGAUGGAAAUGGGGGGUUCCUAGAAUCGGUCUUCACUGUCAAAGAGAAUGAUGUGGUGGUGUUCAUACUAAAGGAAUCGUUUGAUAGUGUAGACUUGUUUCCAAAGCAUCUCUAUCGUGUUCCAGAGGAUAUUGGCAAAUUGGAGAAUGAAUUAUUCAUGGGCACCAUAUUCUACUGGCAAAAAUGGUUGGAGAAAUGCACUUACAAGGGAAGAUGGAGGGAAAUCGUGGAACGUAGUGCACUAUGUUUGAAGCUUAUGACAUUCGCUCCAACGGGUGCAAUCAUUGCCUCGCCAACUUGUUCGCUACCAGAGGGAUUGGGUGGGCCUAGAAAUUGGGAUUACAGAUACGCUUGGUUGAGAGAUUCAAGUUUCUCUGUCUAUGGUUUGAUUAGAAUUGGCUUCAUUGAAGAAGCACAUGCAUUUAUGAAAUGGUUGGAAACAAGAUGUGCCGAAGCAGUUUAUGACGACCCAAAAAGAAGCAUGCCCGUGCGUGUCAUGUAUAGCAUUCAUGGCGAUGAUAAAAUCCCCGAAUACACAUUGGACCAUCUUUCAGGCUAUAGAGAUAGCAAGCCGGUUAGAGUUGGUAAUGAUGCAAUCAAUCAAGUUCAAAUGGACAUUUUCGGCGAGUUUAUGGAUUCGAUUUAUCUCUCCAAUAAGUAUGGGUCGUUGGUUUCCUACGAUUUUUGGUUACAUAUUAGGAAGAUGGUCGAUUGGGUGGCUGAUAAUUAUCAAACCAAGGAUGAAGGUAUUUGGGAAGUUAGAAGUGGUAAACAACAUUUCACCUACUCCAAGAUAAUGUGUUGGGUGGCAUUGGAUAGAGGAUUGCGUUUGGCAGAUCGUAGAUCAUUCCCAGCCCCACGUGAUAAAUGGACAAAGAUUACUCAAUUCUAUGGUAGUAAAGCAUUGGAUGCUUCAACAUUGAUAAUGUCGUUGGUUUUCUUUAUGGCUCCAUCAGACCCAAGAAAUUUAGCAACAUUAGAAGCAAUACUCAAACCAGUGGAAGAAGGAGGUCUAGUUGCAAACUCUUUGGUAUUUCGUUAUAAUCUAACCCAUGGUCAUGAUGAUCAUAUUGCAACCGAUGGUUUGGAUGGUGAAGAAGGUACUUUCAAUAUUUGUACAUUUUGGUUAAUCGAAAGUUUAACAAGAGCUUCCGUUGUCAAUAAAGAAUAUCUAGUUAAAGCUCGUUUAAUAUUUGAUGAAAUGUUAGGUUAUGCAAAUCAUUUGGGUUUAUUCUCUGAAGAAAUUGGUAUUGGUGGUGAAGCUUUAGGUAAUUUUCCACAAGCUUUCACUCAUUUAAGUUUAAUUAGUGCUGCUUUUAAUUUAGACAGAGUUUUAUCAGGUAAAAAUCAUUCAAAUUCUUAA
Messenger RNA from Dictyostelium discoideum AX4, 1902 nucleotides. RefSeq lists its product as hypothetical. Lineage: Eukaryota; Evosea; Eumycetozoa; Dictyosteliales; Dictyosteliaceae. Gene Ontology annotation, biological process: carbohydrate metabolic process. Gene Ontology annotation, molecular function: trehalase activity. The transcript has a single exon. The coding region runs from base 1 to 1902 and encodes 633 amino acids. The record is from RefSeq and is a predicted model, not a curated record.